UCAAUUAAAAUAAAAUAAGAAUAAUAAGCGUUAAUAUUGAACUCUCGGUCGUCUUCUUCGUCCUUGUUCCUCUGCUUCGUCUUUUCUCCUCCAUCUUCUUCCCCAACUACAAGUUUUGCAUAUUUUUUUUUCCAAUACAAUACAAAUCACUAUGAGCACAAUUUAGUAGUCCACCACAGCACCGAUAUUCUCGGCUUCAAAAACCUGUUACAUCGUGAAUAAUACCUGCAACAGCUAACGCGAACAAGAAGAUUUACCAAGAAAACAGCUUCAAACGAGACAAAAGGACUGGUAUAAAUUACUAUAUAGCAGCAAAAUAGAAGAUAUGAAACGUUUGUUGCGCUAUUUGAAGGACACUAUGAUUCAUGGCUUGCAUCUCCAGCGCUCUUCCAACUCAUCCGCAAUGGAUUUACUGAUGCGGAUUGGGCUGGCUGUUUGGAUGAUAGAAGGUCUACUCGUAAAAGGGCAGCCUGAUGCACUAAGCUCCAAUUAUACACAGGAUCCGGGGAAGGGCUCGACCACAAGGAUCGAAGAAGGAUCUACACAUGGAUAUUGUAUUUUCCUUGGUCCUAAUCUGGUUUCUUGGUCCUCGAAGAAGCAACGAGUUGUUGCUCGUUCCAGUACUGAAUUUGAAUAUAGAGGUUUGGCUGAUGCGACUGCUGAGCUUACCUGGUUUCAACAACUUCUCCAAGAAUUACAUGUCCUUUUGCCUGCUGCUAGGGGCGGGUGUUCGGUAUUCGGCUCGGUAUUUUCUAAAUUCGGGUUCGGUUAUUGGUAAUCGGUAUUUGAACGUAGAUACCACAUAUCAUACUUAUGAACAUUAGUUUGGUAAUUCGGUAAUCGGUAAAUUAAACUUCGAUUCAGUACGAUAUUUGGUAAUACCAUAUUAAAAUUGGAGAUGUGCAAAUGUAUGUUUAAACUUCAAAGAGUAUAUUUAAUAGAAACUCUAUUUAGUAUUAUUUUUGUUGUUUUUUUACGAAAAUAUUGCCAAGGUCCAAGAGAUUCUUUGGGUCCAAGAAAUGUUAAAAUUUUACUCCCAAAUAUCAUAUCAAAUACCGAAUUACUGAAUACCGAUUACCACAUUUUUCGGUUCGGUUCGGUAAUUCGAUUUUUGCUAAUUUAUGCCUACCUUCUGCUUUGAAAUUAUGGUGGCGAGAAAGUUAGGUUGAGAUGGUUUGGGCAUGUGAUGGGGAGGGACACUAAUGCGCUAGUUCGUAGGUGUGAGAGGUUGACUUUUGAUAGUUUCAUGCAGGGUAGAGGUAGGCUAAUUAGACAUGAUUUGGAUCAGUUAUAGCUUACUGAGGACAUGUCCCUAGAUAGGAAGUCGUGGAGGACGCGAAUUAGGUUAGAGGGUUAGUGCAGGUGGGUGAGGUGUAACUAGGAGGGUUGGGGUGAGGUGUGUGCACCCGAUGUGAUAGUGUAGAGCUAUGUUGCUCGGACUCGGAAAAAAUCUCAAUAGGUGCAUAUCGGAUUAGCCAAAAUUAGUGUAUAUUUGAAGAAUCCCGACACAGGUACGACAUAAAAAAUGAAGAGUCCCCGCAACUUAGGUGUAGUGUGCUAACUUGUGGGUGUUCUAUUUCUGUUAUUUCAUCUUGUUUCAUGUUUUAUUAUGACUUUGUCUAUUGUCUUUUGUCCUAAGCUGGGGAUCUAUCGGAAACAACCUCUCUACUUAUUCGGAGAUAGUGGUAUGGACUGCGUGCAUUUUACCCUCCCCAGACCCCACUAUGUGGGAAUACACUGGUUAUUUAAGCGGUGGUCAUGGUCCCUGAGGUAGAUCCAGAUCAUGCUCUGAUGAUUGAAGAUAAUUAUCCGAAUACAAUGCUAAUUGAUCCAGAAAGAGAUCGCUUUCCAUGCUGCAUCGUAUGGUCACCACUUCCUGUCCUGUCUUGGUUUAUCCCUUUUAUUGGGCAUUUAGGGAUAUGUAGGGAGGAUGGCGUGAUCUUGGACUUUGCAGGGCCAAACUUUGUUUCUGUUGACAAUUUCACAUUUGGGGCACCAACUCGUUAUUUCCAAGUAAGCAGAGAGCAGUGCAGCUGCCUUUCUCCUUAUUCAGCUGAACAUGCGGAUGAAUAUGUCCAGAACCAUGAUGAAUCUGGAAGGAACGUUAACACGUGGGAAUCAGCCUUACGGAAGAGCAUUCAAGAAUACCAACACCAAUCUUACAGCAUUUUCACCUGCAACUGCCACUCCUUUGUUGCUAAUGGUUUGAACAGGCUGGGAUUUCAGGCUGGUGGAUGGAAUGUAGUCAACCUGACCAUUUUCAUUUUUCUCAAGGGACGAUUUGUAAACAAGACUGCUAUUGUUAAAACCUAUUUACCGCCUCUUGUUGUGCUUGGUUUAGGACUCAUGUUUGGAGGAGCAACUUUCCUUACUUACCUGAUAAUUUUCAUGUUUGUUCUUAUCGGUUGGUUUCUCCUCGGUACAUACUGUUUCAAGAAGUUGAUCCAUGUGUAAUCAGUCGCUUGAGAUUAUUUGAUUCCUAUUGUCUGACACUUGUAAAUUUGGACAUGAUACAAGUAACUUCUUUAGUUGAUAUACUGAAAUAUCUUAGAGCUGGAA
Messenger RNA from Capsicum annuum, 2559 nucleotides. RefSeq names its product protein RTE1-HOMOLOG. The coding region runs from base 1759 to 2454 and encodes 231 amino acids. NCBI's taxonomy places the organism in Eukaryota, Viridiplantae, Streptophyta, Magnoliopsida, Solanales, Solanaceae. The record is from RefSeq and is a predicted model, not a curated record. Gene Ontology annotation, biological process: regulation of ethylene-activated signaling pathway; response to ethylene. The transcript is spliced from 4 exons. Gene Ontology annotation, cellular component: Golgi apparatus; endoplasmic reticulum.